AUGCGAAUAUCCUCGCUGCUGCCCACGGCCAUUGCCUUUGCGUCGACUUCGGCAAGCACUGAGCCGGAUGCCGCAGCGCACCUGGGCCAUGCUAUCAAACUCAUGUCUGCAAACCCGCUGAUAGACACCCACAUUGAUCUGCCACAGAUAAUUCGGAGUUUACACCGGAACCCACACUCCGCUCUUCCCUCCCUCAAUGCUUCGUUCUCAGGUCACAUUGAUCUUCCGCGUGCUCGAGAAGGUCAUCUCGGCGGCGCGUUCUGGACAGUAUGGGCACCUUGUCCGGAUGUACUCGGCGACGACCCCGGUCCGGACUUCCUCAACCCGACGAACCACCUCCGUGAUGCUCUGGAGAUGCUAGAUCUGAUACAAGGCAUGAUUACUGUGCACUCAGACGAUCUACAGUUUGCAAGGUCUUCGUCCCAAGUCAUGGACGCUUUCAAAGCGGGGAAAGUGGCAAGCCUUAUCGGGCUGGAGGGUACGCAUGUGCUUGGGAACUCGCUGAGUAGCAUGAGGCUACUCGCGCAACUGGGAGUGCGGUAUGUGACGCUGACGCAUACCUGUCAUUCCGCAUUUGCCUCUAGCUGUGGUCAAGUGAGCGGAGAAGUGUUCAAUGAGGUGCAUGAGGGAAAUGGCCUGAGUGCGUUGGGCAGAGAGCUGGUCAAGGAGCUAAACCGGCUAGGAGUGAUGGUUGAUCUGUCUCACACGAGCGUUGAGACAAUGAAUCAGGUCAUCGAUUUGAGCGAGGCGCCGGUAGUAUGGACGCAUAGCGGCAGUCGAGCUCUGUGGGACCACCCAAGAAACGUGCCUGAUGACGUUCUUGCGAAGAUUGGUGAUGGGCCUGGUCAAAUCGAUGGCGUUGUGCAGUCGGUCUUCUUUCCUCCAUUUAUUGGUCCCUACGAUGAGAAGAACGAGCGAUGGUUGGCAAACGUGAGCCGCGUUGCAGAUCAUAUUGAGCAUAUUGCUAGUGUGAUUGGCAGGAAUCGGGUUGGCAUUGCGAGUGACUUCGAUGGCAUGUACUUGGAAGUAGAAGGCUUGGAAGACGCGACUAAGUAUCCCAACCUCGUGGCGGAGCUCAUUACUCGUGGAUGGUCGGAUGACGAGGUCAUUGGGGUCAUGGGCGGCAACUUGAUGCGAAUCAUGGACAAAGUCGACGCGGUGGCAGAAGCCAAGAAAAGCGAGCUGCCGAGUCCGGCAGUAUGGGAGAAGCGAGGGGACUUGCCGGCGACGAGAUGGGGUGGUGGGGGCCACAAUACCUACUGGCCAGCGGACGUUAAGAAGGCGGUCGAGGACAUGGGAAGCUGGAGGCACGAUGAAUUAUAG
Messenger RNA from Cyphellophora attinorum, 1323 nucleotides. RefSeq names its product putative dipeptidase. Bases 1 to 1323 code for a protein of 440 amino acids. Gene Ontology annotation, biological process: proteolysis. The record is from RefSeq and is a predicted model, not a curated record. The transcript has 2 exons. Gene Ontology annotation, molecular function: metallodipeptidase activity. Lineage: Eukaryota; Fungi; Ascomycota; Eurotiomycetes; Chaetothyriales; Cyphellophoraceae.